Messenger RNA from Mycena citricolor, 835 nucleotides. The record is from the annotation of a GenBank genome assembly. Lineage: Eukaryota; Fungi; Basidiomycota; Agaricomycetes; Agaricales; Mycenaceae.
GUAGUGGACAUUUCAAGUUUGAAGGUGUCGCUCCCAAAGACUGGUAAUUUCCCAGCAGCUGCGCAGCGGGAUUGGAGAAGAAGGAAGGGUUAUGUAGUCGAUAUUUGGUCUUGUGUACGUGUCCGCACUUGCCCUCUGUCAGCUUGGUACGCAAUACUCUGUUCGCAUAUCCAAGGCCUAGGAGACAAUGUCGCGUACCGACUGUCGUUAAAGACUUUCUCGAAUCCCUAUCUCCACAGCCAUAGGGCGGAUGGCUCAUCUUUUCUGCGACCUCCUGGUACAGAUGGUCCGGCGCUAACUCCCAUCAUAGCGCUUGAUCUUUCGACUAUGAACGCUAUCAAUCGAUACGAGCUCUACGUUCUGGAAGACGGAGAGAAAUUAUUGGAUGUCGCCGAGGAUACCAAGAUUCCCAACGCUGCAACUUUCACGAUUCUCAAGGAGGAUCAUACGCUGGCGAACAUGCUGCGAGCCCAACUACUCUCUGAGCCAUCUGUACUCUUCGCCGGCUACAAAGUUGCGCAUCCGUUGACUCCGCAAUUCAUCAUCAAGAUCCAGACAGACGGAACAGUAACACCGCAGACUGUCAUGGAGAAUGCAUGCACCAAAUUGAUUGCGACCAUCUCGUCGCUCGAAGCCAAAUUCAAGCGAGAAUUCUCAUUGAAAGAGGGUGAAUCGCAUGCAGGGGUCACCAUUGAAGAUCCUUAUGGGUCGAGUACUGUAACCGGGUGGGGAGGCAGCAACCGUCGGGAAUAUAUGGACUUUUAGUCAGUCUCAUUUAGUCUUCAUUCGCCGCAUUGUACAGUUUUUACGCCCAUUUACCCAAAAGAGCCAUCAC